AUGCCUAUAUCAACCCAAAUUUUAACAAAAAAAAGGCUCGACCAAAGAUCAAUUCGCGAAGAUUACACAAUUGAUUAUAAAGAAGCUGAUGCUUUACAUUUACAGCAUUAUCUUUUCAAAUCUUCCUGGCGAUCCAAUUUCUCAGCACCAGUUGAAAAAAUGUUGAGAGAUGGUAAUGCUAAUGUUCUUGAGAUUGGAACUGGACCAGCAACUUGGUGUCUAGAAAUGGGGACCGAAUAUCCUUUAUCAAAAUUCACCGGAAUAGAAGCCAUUGAGGUGGUUCCGUUGUAUCCAAAAGACGUGAUGCCGCAUAACUGCAGAUUCAUGCAGUGCGAUUACAUGAGUGGACUUCCAUUUGAAGAUGAAAGUUUCGAUUUUAUUCAUAUGAAAAUAAUUCUAUUGCCAUUUGCUGAAAAAAAUCAUGUUCAGGCAUUCGUCAAUGAAAUAAUAAGAAUUUUAAAGCCUACCGGUUACUUGGAAAUUAUGAAGGUCGAUCUAAACCAUUGCAACCAAGGCCCAAUAUCUCAAAAGUUAUUUGAAGCUCUAACGACGUGUUUUGAUGAAAAUUUUAAUUUAAAUAUAAAUAACAAAACUCCAAAUAUUGUGGAAAUCCUUUCAACAUCAACCAAUAGUAAUAAUUUGUCGAAUAUUACACAAGAAAUCAAACCAAUCCCAGUUGGAAAUCGUUCAGGAAGUCUUGGCAAAAUGGCAUUAGAAGGAUUGUGCAAUAUAUGGCAAAUUUUAAAUUUAUCAUCAUCAAUGGGCAUAACAGAUCAAGAGUAUGAUGAAUUGAUGGAGAGUUAUGAGAGAGAAGUUGAUUCAUAUGAUUCUUAUAUUAAUACUUUUAGAAUUUACGUCAGGAAAGAAUGUUCUUGA
This is a messenger RNA of Entrophospora candida, 876 nucleotides long. NCBI's taxonomy places the organism in Eukaryota, Fungi, Glomeromycota, Glomeromycetes, Entrophosporales, Entrophosporaceae. The record is from the annotation of a GenBank genome assembly.